AUGACUCGCAUCGCCAUCACCCCCGCCCUCCUCCUCACCGCCGCCUCCCUCGCAGCCAGCAGCGCAGACGCCUCUGUCCUGCCCCGCGACCUCAUCGGGAGCAUCCUGUCCGGCGUCCUCUCCACAUCGCAGCAGAUCCUCACCUCGGGCCUGCAGCUGGGCUCUUCCUCCUCGUCAACCUCGUGCGCCUCGGGCAACACCGUCGCUCUCACCGGCUCCGGCUCGCACAACGUCGCCGGCAGCGUCUCGAAUGCGGGGACCAUCUUCUUCGGUCAGCAGGGAAGCGCCUCUGGCUCCAUGAGCUCCACAUGGUCCGACGGUAGCUUGACCAACAACGCCGGAGCCACAUUCCAGCUCAACGAUUUCAACGGCACGGCCGGCUCGUCUUACAGCUGGACUCUCGGGUCCUUCGCCAAUUCUGGUCUGAUCCAGUGGUGCUCGACAGGCUCGGGCUCCUACGCUCUCAAGUGCUCCUCGGGGUCGUGCACCAACAACGGCAACAUCGUCUUUGAGCAGGGCUCCUCGUGCGGCUGGGCCAACACGCAGCAGGCCUCGGGCCUCUCACAGAGCAUCACUCACAACGGCUGCAUGAUGCUGCGCAAUAGUGCUUUCACUGCUAGCCAGAACUACCUCGGUUCAGGGUGCUGGAGCAUCGAUGCUGGCUCUUCCCUCUGGUUCAACGCCGGCACAGGAUCGAAGAACAUCGCCUCGGGAGCCAAGUGUCUCAACGGCCACUCGAUCAACUUCCCCGCGGGUAGCAGCGGCGGUACGCUCCGACUGGACUCGGACGUCUACUCCAACUUUGGGGCAACCAUUUACGGUUUCGGCACCAAGUCCACGCUCCAGUUUCCCGACACCAUCAACGGCGUUUCCUAUUCCGGGUCGACGCUGACCGUCAACUUUGGUAGCAUCAUCUUCACCACGGCGACGAUGAAGCUCAAUGUGGGGGCAGGGUACAGCGGCUCGUGGAAGUACAACAACCCAAUCUCCGGUUACUCGACCGUCACGUACAGCGGGACCGUGCCUGCUAACUCGGCGCCGGGUACCUGCUCACCCAGUGUCUCCGCUUGCGGCGCUUCUGGACCUAGUGUACCCGUUGUCAGCUCGACCUCGACUUCGAGCUCCAGCACUGCCACUGCUACCUCGACGACUACCUCGAGCACGACGACCUCCAGCUCUACCGCGACCACCUCGAGCGCCACGACGAGCUCUACCAGCUCGAGCUCGACUACCUCGUCGUCCACCGCCACCUCAUCCUCUUCUAGCACCACCACCAGCUCAUCCUCCACCUCGACGAGCAGCACCACCAGCAGCUCCGCGUCCUCCACGCCCACGAUCAAUGGCUCCACCUUCGACUACGGAGGUGUCUCCUUCCCCGGCUGCUUCUACGACGCCGCUGGCUCAGGUGGUGCUCGCACCUUCUCUGGCGCUUCUACCUCCUCACCCUCUAUGACCAACGAGUACUGUGCCAACUUCUGCGGCAGCAAGUCCUACAAGUACUCUGCCACCGAAUACGGCCAGGAAUGCUUCUGCUCCAACACCGCCCCAACCAAGACGGAGGGCGCCACCUGCGGGAUGACCUGUGCGGGCAAUGCGCAGGAGACGUGCGGGGGUAGCUGGUCAAUGACCGUCUUCAACAAUGGUGCAUUCCCGGACACGGGGAGCAAGCUCUCCUCCAACUAUGCGACCUACGGUAGCACGGGUGGAUGUUACGCGGACACUGUCUCUUCUCGCACCUUUUCGGCUUACUCCUUCACCAGCCCCAACAUGACUGUGGAGCUCUGUGCCUCCACCUGCUCGGGCAAGGGCCACGCAUUCAGUGGAACCGAGUAUGCCACCGAGUGCUACUGCUCCGACACGAUUCCUGGGGCGACGAGCACCGCGUGCAAUAUGCAGUGUGGUGGAGCUCAAUAUGAGACGUGUGGCGGACCGGGUGCGUUGAGCGUUGUGGUGGACAACAAUAUUGCGCACAGCGAUAGUCCGACGUGCGCUAACUUGCCCAGUGGGUGGGCCGUUUGCCAGGAGGGGCAGAAGGUUUCCGGUGGGAAGUGUGUCAGCGCGUGA
Jaminaea rosea is the source of this 2064-nucleotide messenger RNA. Its product is annotated as WSC-domain-containing protein. The record is from RefSeq and is a predicted model, not a curated record. Gene Ontology annotation, cellular component: plasma membrane. The coding region runs from base 1 to 2064 and encodes 687 amino acids. The transcript has a single exon. NCBI's taxonomy places the organism in Eukaryota, Fungi, Basidiomycota, Exobasidiomycetes, Microstromatales.